AUUUUUAAGAUGAUUCUAGGAUUAUGAACAAAGACUUUUGAUACAAUUUUACUAUUUUGCAUUCAAUAAUAUGGGCAAAAAGCACAAGAAACAUCACAAAUUAGAACGGCGAUCUGAUGAUGAACAUGAGCCGGAACCAGAGCUAGAAAAACCCAUCACCAAACCUUUGAAAUUAGUUUUAAAAGUUGGUCCACCAUCAGACAGUUUAUCCGAUAACUACAGCUCUCCUGCUCAUGAUGAAGGAGGUAAAAAACAUAAACAUAAGAAAAAAAAGAAGAAGAAAUCGAGUGAGAAAGAAAAACAUAGAAGCGAAGAGGGAAGUCGAAAGAGGAAAGCUGAAGUACAGGUAGAUGAAUAUGAAAAUGAGGAAUCUCCAUUAAGUAAAAAACAGGCAUUAGACCAUGAUGAUCAAGGCAUUACAAUUGUAGAAGAACAAACUGUAAUUAAAAAUCCAGAAAGCAGAUUGGUAGAAGUACCACAAAAUGUCAAUGAUGGCGCGGUUUUAAAAGUCUGUUUACAAUAUCUUCAAAAAACAAUACAACUUAAAGAUACCAAUGGAUUUUUUGCAUUCCCCGUCACUGACGCUAUAGCUCCAGGAUAUUCCAGUAUUAUACAUCAUCCAAUGGAUUUUAGUACAAUGCAGAUUAAAGUAGAAAGUGAACAAUAUCAUAGUGUAGGAGAAUAUAAGAAAGAUAUGGUAUUAAUGUGUAAUAAUGCUAUGACUUACAAUAGACCAGAGACUAUAUAUUAUAAAGAAGCUAAACGCUUGCUAUUUAUUGGUGUUAAACUACUAAGUAAAGAGAAGUUAUUACAUAUGAAGAAGAGUAUGAGUUUUCUAGCUAAUUUGUCAUUAGAAGAAAUAGGAUUAGAUGAAAUGGAUAAAUCAGCAGAAGUGGUUAAUCAAAUCAAUGAAGAAGAUCAGAGGCAGAAAGAAUUACAGAAGAAAAAAGAAAUACAAAAUAAAAGUUUAGGAAGAUUUGAGGCUGUUCCUGAUAAUUUAUCACCAGAAGAGAUUUUAGCUCAAGCUCAAGCUGCUGCUAAAGAAGCUAAAGAAGAAUUAACAUUACGACAACCAAGAACAGACUUUGUAUUCUUGAGGAAAAGAGAAGAUGGAAGUACAACAUUAAAUAUUUUAAAUCCUCAUAAUGAUGGUAGAGUCAGUGAAACAGAGAAAGUAGUUAAUAUUGGAUCAUUGGUGGGUAAAUUAACAACUGGUACUGGUUCUUUAAAUACAUUUAAAGAAGACAAACGCAAUAAAAUUACUCCAGUUAAUUAUUUAAACUAUGGUCCAUUUAGUAGCUAUGCUCCAACAUAUGACUCGUCAUUUUCUACCCUUUCUAAAGCUGAUAGUGAUUUAUUAUUAUCUACUUAUGGUGAUGAGACUGGUGCUCAAUAUGCUUCAAGUGUUAUGGAUUUUGUUGAUACUGCUGGUGAUUAUGCUGUUAAAAUGGUGAAUAAUUUAUUAGACAUAUUAACAAAAUGUGAACACUCUAAAACCCAGAGAACAUUAGAAGCUAGAAGAAAAGAAGAUGAGAACAAAGAACCUGCCUCAAGUGAACAGUCUACUGUAGAUACUUCUAUAGUUAAAGAAGAGUCACCAGUAGAUAAAAUACAACAACAAUUAGAUCAUACAGCUAGUCUAAUAACUUCUUUACAUGAUAAACAGAAAGAAAGACUAUCAUCUAAAUUACCAUCUCAUUUAGCUCAUAUACCUGGUCCUAGUGAGAAGGAGACUGAACUAGCUGAAAAAGUUACACAAGAAUUGACUGCUCUUGCUAAAGCAGCUGCUCCACAAGACAUUGUUAGUAUGAAUUCAGUGCGGAAAGCUAUGGGAAUAACAUUGAAACCAAUUUCAUCAUCGGGUGAUGGCCAGCAAUCAAACACACAACCAUCAUCAGACACCCAGCAACAUGCAGACCCCCAACAACCAGCAGACACCCACCAACCAACAGCAUAUGCCAAUUCUACUGCACCAAAUGAUAAUGUCAGUUCUCAACCAAUAAAAACAGAAGAAACUGAUAUGGAAACUACUUUUCAGGAAUUGUUGGAAUCUAGUGCUUAAUUAUAAAUACCUUCAGAGAUUGUAGGUACUUUCUCUACUCAAGAAAUUUUCUACUGCAUCGAAGGAUGUUAAAAUUGUGACCUUAUGUCUAAAGAGUCCUUAAGUUUCUGUUGAGAAAUUGAUGUAAAAAGAUAUCUUAUUAUUAUGUAAGAAGGGUGGGAAUAACAAAUGAAUGGAAUGAAACUGUGUUUUAUGUCUUAGUUUUCUCAACAUGGUUAGGCUAAUGAAGAUGUCAAAACCAUACAGUGUACAUAAAGGGAAAUGUGUACUGCCAUGAAAUUCAACAUGUUUGUUAUUUUAAUGUGUAUGUGGUCAUUUGUUUUUCAUUUAACAUAAUAAUCAUCAUUAUCAUCAUCAAAAAAAAGUAACUUCAUAAAGUGUUAUAUGUAUAUGAUGACACAAGAAAAUUACACAGGAAGAAAAAGUUUCUUCUGGAACACUUGAUGUCACUCUGUAAAUGGUUUGUCAUUUUUUUUUGUCCCUUUUAGACGUAUAUGUAUUUGGUAUGUCAGAAUUUGACAGUAUUUUGAAUACCGAGGAUACUGACUUUUUCCAUCUAUUAUAAAUAACAAGUUUAGUUAUUUUCAUGAAGAAAUUUAUUUAUUCCAUGUUAUACAUGAUUCAAACAUAACAACAAAUAGUAUUAUAUACAUAUCAUUAUACAACAAAAUAUUACUUUUAUUGUGUAUACUAAAGGUUUUAUAGCCUUUUUAAUAAUUACAGUUUCUAAUUCUGCCAAUAGCGAUGACUGGUCCAAAUGUCUGUGGUUCCAGUUAUUCCAAUAGUAAUCUUUAGAUUAUAUGAACAAAAUUCCUGGCAUAUCUAGAAACUAUCUGUGUCCCUGAUAGUCUCUGAAUUCUAUGUAGACAACCUAUAGGUAAUACGUCAAAUUUAAAAUAAUGUUAUUCAUAAAAGCAUACAGAAGACCUUUUAAAAAUGUGUCUCAAUCAUCUGUCAUGAUAACUGUUUUGUACACAUACAAUUUUAUUAUUGGCAUUUUACUAAAGGUUUUCAAGAGAUACCAAAUUAAAAGAGCUGUUGAAAUUGAACACAAAUAAUCACACACAUAUAUUUAAAACACAAGGUGGAGGAUCCACUGUAGUUAUGUUACAAUAACAGUAUUGAUUAAACAAAUUCAACAGUAUUAUUUGUCAAGCAUCUUAAAGGUGAUCUGACAUUAAGGAGGGAGUUUGCUUCUGAAACAGUACAUAACAUUGCAAGAACAUACAAAAUCAUUACUAGUAAACAUGAGGUCAAAUGUUAUGUAAUGUGGCAAGUAACAUUAUUUAUAAUUUUUAACUUAUAUCAUUAAAUUCAUUUCAAAUAUAUUCC
This is a messenger RNA of Lottia gigantea (owl limpet), 3394 nucleotides long. RefSeq lists its product as hypothetical. The record is from RefSeq and is a predicted model, not a curated record. The transcript has 14 exons. Bases 71 to 2062 code for a protein of 663 amino acids. NCBI's taxonomy places the organism in Eukaryota, Metazoa, Mollusca, Gastropoda, Lottiidae. Gene Ontology annotation, cellular component: nucleus. Gene Ontology annotation, biological process: regulation of transcription by RNA polymerase II.